AUGGCCUCUUCACAACAACAAGAUCAAGACCAAACAGCUCUAGAUCUCAUAACCCAACACCUCCUUACUGAUUUCUCUUCCUUAGAGACAUUCGUCUCAAGCAUCCAUCACUGCACCACCACCCCCUCCACUCUAAGCCAACGCAAGCCACCUCUUGCCACCAUUUCAGUUCCUAAUUGUGCACCGUUGGUUCAAGAAGAUGAUCAAAGGCAUUACAGAGGGGUGAGGAGAAGGCCAUGGGGUAAGUAUGCGGCUGAGAUCAGAGAUCCAAACAAGAAAGGUGUUCGUGUCUGGUUAGGCACUUUUGACACAGCCAUGGAAGCUGCAAGGGGUUACGACAAGGCUGCUUUUAAACUACGAGGAAGCAAAGCCAUUCUUAACUUCCCACUCGAAGCAGGCAAGCACCAGGACUGUGGAGACAACGACAACAACAAGACCGUGUCUUUAAAAGCUAAGAGGAAGAGACAAGUGACGGAGGAAGAAGAAAGCUAUGAGAGUAGCCAUAAUAAUAAGGCUGUGAAGAGGGAAGAGACGGAAGCUCAGGGUGAGGCUUGUCCUUUAACGCCGUCAAGUUGGAUGGGGAUUUGGGACGGAGUAGACGAUACAGGGAUGAAACUGUUUGCUGUGCCUCCGUUAUCUCCUUAUCCAUCUCUUGGACACUCUCAAGUCUCAACUCGUGGUUAG
Messenger RNA from Microthlaspi erraticum, 684 nucleotides. The record is from the annotation of a GenBank genome assembly. Lineage: Eukaryota; Viridiplantae; Streptophyta; Magnoliopsida; Brassicales; Brassicaceae.